Thermothielavioides terrestris NRRL 8126 is the source of this 987-nucleotide messenger RNA. RefSeq lists its product as uncharacterized. The record is from RefSeq and is a predicted model, not a curated record. The transcript has 2 exons. NCBI's taxonomy places the organism in Eukaryota, Fungi, Ascomycota, Sordariomycetes, Sordariales, Chaetomiaceae. Bases 203 to 832 code for a protein of 209 amino acids.
GUUUGGAGGCAAGCCGCCCCAUUCGACGGAGCGUCCUCCGUCAAGGUGAGUGGAUUUGUCAAGGUGAGUGGGUUUCCCACCUGAGCGGCCAAAUGACGCGCUCUCUUUCCGUUUCCCGUUCCAUCGCUCAAGAACAAGACGAGUACCAUCGAUCAGAACCUUAGACAAAGCCCACGAACGUAACUUGCUUCUGAUACACCCAAUGGCCGAGCUGGCACAGGCAGCAGCUGAGCCCCGGCUGCCCCGAAUCACAAUCCGGUUCUGCACGCAAUGCAAAUGGAUGCUCAGGGCGGCAUAUUACGCCCAAGAACUCCUCUCCACCUUCUCCACCUCCCUGGGCGAGGUCGCCCUGCAGCCGGGCACGGGCGGCGUCUUCGUCGUGGAGCUCACGACCGCCUCUACGAAUCCCACCACCGCUACUACCGCGGAAAGAGCUGGCAGCGACGAGCCCGACCCCACUGCGCCGCCCAGCGCUGCUAGCGCGGUGCCGGUGGUGCUCUGGGACCGCAAGCGCGACGGCGGCUUCCCCGAGACCAAGGAGCUCAAGCGGCGCGUGAGGGACGUGAUUCAGCCCGGGAGGGAUCUGGGGCAUGUCGAUCGGGAUUAUCAUCAUCCUCGCGGGCGUGGGAAUGGGGAUGCGGCGGGUGGAGAGGGGGCUGUUGUGGAGGAGGGGGAGCGGGAGAAGGGGGAGGGGAAGGCGAGUAAGGAGGAGGAAAGGCUGGAAGGGGUUGUUGCUGCCGGUGGUGCAGAUAAAGCAGGUAAGGCAGGGGAGAUCGGGGGGAGAGUGGUGUGUGGCGUUGGAGAUCGGGAGAGGUGCGAGGAUUGUGAAUGAGUUGGGUUUGGACGGAGGACUGGGUGACGGAGGAGGAGGAGGACUUGUAUCGCAUACUGGAGGACGUCUUGUGCACUGGGAAGAAUCGCAAGUCUGUGCACAGAAUGCUUGACCUGGGCGAUGUGACAGCCACCUUUCCUAGUCAUAGGAGGUUG